Molecule: messenger RNA, 3110 nt
Organism: Microstroma glucosiphilum
Lineage: Eukaryota; Fungi; Basidiomycota; Exobasidiomycetes; Microstromatales; Microstromataceae
Product: P-loop containing nucleoside triphosphate hydrolase protein
Exons: 2
Coding region: 95-2728 (877 amino acids)
Biological process (GO): regulation of DNA-templated transcription; cellular response to heat
Cellular component (GO): cytoplasm; mitochondrial matrix
Molecular function (GO): ATP hydrolysis activity; transcription factor binding; ATP binding
Source: RefSeq, a predicted model, not a curated record
GGGGGUUCACUUCUUCUUCUGGUCCUCCUUCUCAAUACUUGUAGCAGCCUGUUCUACAAUCGCAGACAGAAGGACAACCACACACAAAUACAGUAUGAUCGUCAGGAGAACAACAUCGUCAAUUGCAGCAGCCAAGCUCGCAGCUCGUAGGAACCACCCGGCUCUUGGACCCGAUCGUCUCUUCCGCCCACUUGCCACCGCCACUCUUCCGCGUCAGCCAGCAUCAUCUUCUACCUCCCUCCUCACAACGCAUCACAAGCGCUACUUUCAUGCCUCGAGGAUAGCCAAGCUACCUCCUGGUGGCGGAGGUGGUUUCCCCGGCGGGUUCCCCGGUGGCGGGAUGCCUGGUCAGCAGAGCAAGAAGCCGGGAGAGACAUUACAGGAGUAUACUUCGGACCUCACUGCGCUUGCCAAAGAAGGAAAGCUGGAUCCGGUCAUCGGGAGGGGAGAAGAGAUUAGGAGGGUGACGCAGAUUUUGGCAAGGAGGACAAAGAGCAAUCCGGUCCUGGUUGGUGAAGCUGGUACUGGUAAAACGGCAGUAGUCGAGGCUCUUGCUCAGCGCAUCAUCAACAAGGAGGUCCCCGCCAGCCUGCAAUCCAAACGAGUCCUUUCCUUGGACCUAGGCCAGUUGAUGGGUGGUACAGGCGUACGAGGAGAAUUCGAAAGCAGGAUAAAGGCGCUACUCAAGGACAUUGAGAAGAGCGAGGGAGAGAUCAUCCUCUUCAUCGAUGAGCUGCAUAUGAUCUUUGGUAUGGGAAAAGCCGAAGGCUCACUCGACUUCGGCAACAUGUGUAAGCCGAUGCUCGCUCGUGGGACAUUGCAGCUACUGGGAGCUACGACGAACGAAGAGUACCGUAAGACAAUCGAGAAGGAUGCCGCCCUUGCCAGGCGGUUCCAGCCUGUCCAGCUCAACGAGCCUUCGAUCGCGGAGACCAUCUCAAUCCUUCGUGGACUGCGUCCCCGCUACGAGGUGCAUCACGGAGUUGCCGUCGCGGACGCUGCACUCAUCGCUGCUGCCAAUCUUGCCGGUCGCUAUCUCAACGAGCGGCGGCAGCCCGAUGCAGCCAUCGACCUCGUCGACGAAGCCAUGUCGGCGCUCAGGCUUCAGCAAGAGUCCAAGCCAGAGAGACUGGAGGUCAUCGAGAGGGAUAUCAUGACGCUUCAGAUCGAACUCGAGUCGCUGCGAAAGGAGACGGACGAGUUCUCUGCCGACCGGAGAGACAAGAUCGAAAAGGCUGUGAAGGACAAGCGGGGCGAGAUGAACAAGCUCUCGCAAGUCUGGCAUGAGGAACGCGCUCGACUGGACCGGCUCAAGGAGAUCAAAGUAGAGAUGGAAGACUUGCGGAUCGACCUCGAACGGGCGGAAAGAGAGCGGGACUUCCAAGCUGUAGCUGAGAUUCGGUACGGAAGAAUUCCGGACCUGGAGAGACAGCAGCAGGAGGCCGAGGAGAUGCUCAGUCGUCGCAAAGCUAGCAAGACAACAGAAGGACUUGAGAAGGAGCUGGAGGAUGAGGAAGCAGCCGACCUCAUGAUCCACGAUCGCGUGACAGCAGAGGACGUGGCUGCCGUCGUCAGUCGACAGUGCGGUAUCCCCGCCAAGAGUCUGCUGAGAGGAGAGCGUGAGCGACUCUUGCACAUGGAAGACGCUCUCCGUCUGAGGGUCGUCGGUCAGGAUGAAGCUCUGCAAUCCAUCGCCGAGGCAGUGCGAUUGAGCAGAGCUAACCUACAGAACGAGAAGAGGCCCCUAGCUUCUUUCCUCUUCCUCGGCGCUACCGGUACGGGCAAGACGGAGACGGCGAAAGCGGUCUCGCAAUUCCUCUUUGAUGACGAGAGCUCCCUGAUCACGAUCAACUUGUCCGAAUUCAGCGAGAGCCACUCCCUCGCCCGUCUCAUCGGCUCUCCCCCCGGCUACGUCGGCCACGAGGAAGGCGGCGAGCUGACGAACAAGGUUCGUCGUCGUCCCUACAGUGUCAUUCUCUUCGACGAGCUAGAGAAAGCCUCCAAGCAAGUCCAGCUGGCCAUGUUGCAAAUCCUCGAUGAAGGGUCUCUCAGCGAUUCUCAUGGCCGGAAAGUCUCAUUCAAGAAUUGCAUCAUCAUCUCCACUUCCAACCUAGGGGCCGAAGCUCUGUACGACCCUGCUUCGCGGGAUGAGACUGGUCAAUUGAAAGCAGAGGCAAAGGAGAAAGUGCAGCAAGCCGUCCUGCAGCACCUUGCUCCCGAGUUGGUGAAUCGCUUCGAUGACCAAAUCGUCUUCAACAACCUCCGUCCCUCGGACCUGAGAGGGAUCGUCGACUUGCGUCUAGCAGAGGUGCAACGUCGACUAGAAGCCCAACGCAUCAUGCUCGAUGUCGACUCUUCCGCGCGAGGGUGGCUGGCAGAGAAAGGGUACGACCCAAUCUUUGGUGCGCGCCCACUGGCAAGAGUCGUACGUAGGGAGAUCCUCAACCCGCUUGCGAGGGGAUUGAUUGCUGGAACGAUUCGAGCGGGAGACGUUUUACCCAUCAGGCUCGAGACUGGUGCUGAGGGAGAGAAGAAGUUGGAGUUCCAAUUCCUGCACAAGGCUGAAGAGAGGAAGACGGCUAAGGGCAAGAAGAGUGGGGUCGCGGGUGCAAGUCCGGGCUCGGCGGAAGCUCAAGAUGACAGUGGCUCUUCGAUGGACAAGGAUAGAGGUGCAGUAGAGGAAGAGGAGGAAGCCUGGCGAGUUGUUGAACCUGGAGGAAAAGAGUAGCGACAUCUAUACAGAGGCACACGAGACAAGGCGAGACGAGAUGAGAGCAGGCAGUCUAGAGUCUAGAGAGCAAGAGGGCUUGUAAUACCAUGAAGCCCCGAUUCGUCCUUCCCACACAUUGUAUUUUUCAACCCACCACUCAUCAUUACGACUGCUACUGCGACAGCAAGUGCAUUAAUACAUACCAACUUCUUCAGCAUGAUACCACUACCACUUUCUUCAGAAUUUCCUCCAGCAUUAGCAACCAGCUCUUGACCUGCCUCUAGCUCACUACAUUGCACCUCUCGAGGGGUUCAAAAGAGUGAUAAAAUGGUAUUAUCGACAGGAAGCACAGGAGAGGAUGGGAGAGGAGAGGAGAGGGAAGAAGAAGAGAGGAGGAGAG